GCACACGGUAGUGUAUACAAGAGAGAGUGAAGAAUAGCUUCCAGGAUUGGAGAUAACGUCUGGUCAAUUUAUAAUUCCGACAUGAGGGUGUGCAUCAUUGGAGCAGGGGUCAUCGGCCUCUCCACCGCUCAGAGCAUCUACCAGCACUUUCACAGCAGGAUCAGCCCCCUCACCAUAGAGGUGUAUGCUGAUGUCUUCACUCCACUCACCACCAGCGACGGGGCAGCUGGACUCUGGCAGCCGUAUCUCUACGACAAGGGCAAUGUGCAAGAAACUAAAUGGAACAAAGAGACGUUUGACUAUCUACAAAGUUGCCUCAGCUCGCCAGAUUCAGUGAAAAUGGGAAUCUUCCUUCAGUCUGGCUACAAUCUGUGCUCUGAAACUGCACCAGACCCCUCAUUUAAAGAUGCGGUGUUGGGUUUUCGCCAGCUGACUAAACGUGAACUAGACAUGUUCCCGGGAUACAGUUUUGGGUGGUUCAACACCACUCUCAUGAUUGAAGGAAAGACAUACCUGCCCUGGCUUAUGGACUGGUGA
Messenger RNA from Sinocyclocheilus grahami, 537 nucleotides. RefSeq names its product D-amino-acid oxidase-like. Gene Ontology annotation, biological process: D-serine catabolic process; L-proline catabolic process; D-alanine catabolic process. Gene Ontology annotation, cellular component: cytoplasm. The coding region runs from base 82 to 537 and encodes 151 amino acids. The record is from RefSeq and is a predicted model, not a curated record. Gene Ontology annotation, molecular function: D-amino-acid oxidase activity; FAD binding. The transcript is spliced from 5 exons. Lineage: Eukaryota; Metazoa; Chordata; Actinopteri; Cypriniformes; Cyprinidae.